AUGAAAAGAGAUAUUAACACGCCUAUUGAUAAAAUGAAAUUUUACUAGCCUUUAGAUAAAGAAGGCUAGCCUGUUGUAAUGUAUGACGAUGGUACUAUAAAAAAAUUAGGACAAAAAAGAACUUAUGAAGGUUAACCUGAAUAGUAUAUCGUUAAAACAAAAAAGAACGAUGUUUACUUAGUUGAAAAAUCAAAGAAAGUUAGAAAAGCUAGAAAAAGAAAAUAAUUUUAAGAAGGAGAAGAUGCUAAGAAACCUUUAACAGAAAAAGAAGUGGAAAAGAGAUGGACUGAAUUCUCUAAAGAAAAUAAAAUGAGACAAUAACAUAAAGAAGAUGAUUUGAUUGAUGAUCAAUGGAGAAGAAUAUAUUCUGUAGAUUAAGUUCCAAAAAGCUUUUAUAUGAAAACUAAAUUUGAUAAAGAUUUGAAUAGAGAUUUUAUUCCAUAUAAUGUACCUCAUUCCCCAUAUCAUCUGUUCAGAAUGUUUUUUGACGAUAGAAUAUAUAAAUUGAUUAUUGAAGAAACUAACCGAUAUAAACAUCAGAAAUAUUAAGAGGCCUUACUAAAUCUACCUCCUGAUAAAACUCUUCCCAAAGAGGCUAUGGACAUAGAUUCUAUAGAUUUAGAUGCAUAUCUUUCAAUUUUGAUAUUUAUGGGUGUGUAAAGAAUGAAAAGUGUUAAAGACUAUUGGAAGAGGAAAAAUUAUAUUAAUAGUGAAAUAGCGUGCAUAAUGAAGUAUUCUAGAUUUGAAUAAAUAGACAAACAUUUACAUUUAGCAGAUAAUGAAGACCCUAAAAUCAGAAGUGAUCCUAUUGGAAAAGUUAGAUAAUAUAUGGAUUAUUUAAAUGAAAAUUUUAAGAAAUACUAUUACCCAGGAGAGUUCCUAGCUAUUGAUGAAGGUAUGAUACCUUUUAAUGGCAAAGUCGCUUUCAAGGUCUAUAAUCCUGAUAAACCCGAUAAGUUUGGUAUCAAAGAAUAUGUUUGUUGUGAUUCUUAAAACGCUUACACUUUAGAAUCUUAGCUCUAUUAUGGUAACCAUGAAAAUGAAGAAUUCCCAGAAAUUACUCUUUCCAAAACUAAUGAAGUUGUAAUGAAUUUACUAAAAGACUAUGAAGGCAGAUUUCAUAAAGUAGUAAUGGAUAAUUAUUAUAACAGUCCAACUUUGUUUUAUCUGAUGAAAUAAAAAUCUUUUGGUGCUCUAGGUACCAUGAGAAUCGGGCGUCUAAAAUUACCUCCUUAUUUACUCUCUUAAAUUAUGGAAGUCCAUCAAAAUAAGGUUUUAUCUUACAUUUAAGGUGAUAUCAAUCUGGCUAUUUUCUUCAGAGGAACAAACGAUAAAGAAAUUUGCCUAAUGUCAAAUUUCAUAGAUUAAAAAAAGGUUAAAGAUGAUUUUUGGAGAGUUCUUGCGUACGUUAAAGAAGACAGAGAUAUUUUCAAAGAGUAAAAUUUAUAGAGCGCUUAUUAUAACAAAUACAAAGGAGGUGUUGAUAGAAGAAACAGUUAUCUCGCAGCAUAUAGAAAUUGUAGGAAGAAUAUUAAAUGGUAUAGGCCCGUCUUUUAUAGAAUGUUAGAUAAUGCGAUAGUUAAUGCAUUUAUCCUUUAUAAUUUUAAUUUAAGUCCUAAAUAUAAAAUUUCACAAAAAGAAUUUAGAAUAUAGCUAUUUAAGGAACUUGCUUGCAGAUAUUCUCCAUCUAAAAGCCAACACGCAAUCAAAGUCCAAUAAUUUAUGAAAGAUAAAUCUGCUGAAGUGGAUAAAAUACCACAAUAUUUUGAAAAAGCUAUGAAACUUCAUAUUAUGAAAAAUUGUGAUUACUCAGCUCAUAUUCUUGUUAGAUCCCGUACUAAAAAAAAAUCUUGCAUUGAAUGCAAAUAAUUAACUUUAUUUUCUUGCAGUACAUGCUCAAAUAUGUUUAAGAUGAGAAUACCUCUUUGUUAAUCAGGUUUCAACUAAUGCUAUGAUUUCCAUGCAAGUAAAACAUAUGAAGAGGUUGUUGAAGAUAUGUUUACUAAGAGAAGAAAAGAUGGAAGAAAAUUAGAUAUCGAAAUUAAAAAGAAAAAGAAAAAAUUAGUUAAGCUCUCAGAUGUUUAUGAUUCAAUAUUAAAGCCAAAAUAAAGCAAUUAAAAUCCAAUACAAGUAAAAACUAAACAAAUCCUAUAAAAAUCUGUUACUAUUGAUCACUACACAAGCAAUAAAGCAUUUUUAGAAGAUGAUAUGUAUUCAGAAAACUAACCUAAUUCAACUGAAUUAAAUGAUCAGUCUACUCGUAUGAAGACAAACUAAAUCAUGAGCUCUUCUAAUUCAAAUUCAAUAUAAGGAAGUAAAAAAAAAAAGUUCAAGGUCAUUAAAAAGGAAAAAAAUUUAAAAACUCAAAAGACAAAAUCUUGUGAUGCAAUAUUUAGCAGUGAGAAGAUAAAAAAGAAAUAUACUGAUGAAAUAAAUGAAUUUUUUGAUUCAAAAGCUUCCAUUAGGUUAACUAAUUUCUUUUAAGAGAGCUAACGUCUUUAAAAUUUACUGAAAGAAUCAUAAGAAAAUCUUUCUAAAAAAUUUGUUGUUUUAGAUUAGACCAGUGAUGAAGACUUUAAAAAUAAUAACACAGACGAAGAUCUCUAAUGGAUAAAUACAACUUUAGAGAAAAUAAAUUAAAAAAAAAUAGAACCUAACGAAAAAUUAUCUCCUGGCCUUGGUAUAAUAAACAAAAAAUAAGAGGCAGAAGAAGUAAUAGAAGUAUUAUCAAGCAGCUCUACUCUAAACGAAGAAAAAGUAAGAACUAAAUAUUAAGAAAUUCCUUUUACUUUUGGAAGCAUUCUUGAAGUAGAACAAGAAAAAGAAGAAUCAGAUGAUGAAGUUGCGAAGGAAUACAAAAAAGUUUCUAAAAGAAUAGAAGAAUUUAAUGAAGAUUCCAUUCAUUCAAAAUAACAACUAGAGGACAGCAAUUUUUUUCCAUAAAAAGCUGGAGUGAUUUUUUACUCGAUGAGUGAAUUAGAUAAAAAAAAAGAAUAAGUAAUAAGUGACUAAAAUAAAGAAUAGAAUUAAAUUAUAGUUAAGUAAGAACAUAGAUCUGACUAGAAAAAAAAGAAUAGCUAUCCUCUAUAACUUUAUGACUGUGAAAAUGUCCUGAACAAUGCCAUAGAUUUUUCUGAUUACUCAUUUUCAUCUUCUGAUGAAGAACAAUUUGUUUAUAAUAAAAAUAAGAACAAAUAACAAGAAUUAAAUCACGAAUCAGAUACAAAUAAUCCCUAACUAUAAUACAAAGGCAAAAUAAAAAAUAAUAAAUUUAAAAUUGAUGAGAGCUUUGAUGAAAGCAAUCUUAAAAUAGAAAGGCCUUUUGAUUUAAUUCCAUUUACCUUUUAAAAUGAUGCAAUGUAAACUAGUUAAAAUUUUGUAGUCAUUGAUGAUGACAGUGAUGUAGAAUUUUAAAAUAUAAAUUCUUAGAUAAUAAAUUAAUCAAGCAUAAUUUCAGAAAGUUAAAAAUUGGAAUUUGAAGGAUUUAUUGAUAAUCCAUAACCAACUAAAAAAAGGAUAAUCUCUUGCCAAGACAUGAAAAGAAAAAUUAUUAUUAAAAAAAAUAAAGAGCCAAAAAAUGAUAAUUAGAAUAUCAUUUACAUUAACCAUUAACGUUUUAAAAUAGUGAAGCUAAAAACUACUAUAUAAAUUGACUCAGACUGA
Messenger RNA from Tetrahymena thermophila SB210, 3663 nucleotides. Its product is annotated as PiggyBac-like protein Tpb2p. The transcript is spliced from 15 exons. The record is from RefSeq and is a predicted model, not a curated record. NCBI's taxonomy places the organism in Eukaryota, Ciliophora, Oligohymenophorea, Hymenostomatida, Tetrahymenidae.